GACUUGCUGGGACUGGGUGUGGCAGCGCCUCCCUGAGAGCGCAUCCCAGUUGAUGGAGUUCCUCUCCUCCAUCUGCUUGCUCUCCCCCCUCAUCUAGACUGGGUGUCUGUAGCGCCAACCAGGCAGCCCAGGAAGUACAGCGCCUGUGCAUCACAAGGAGCAGCAGCAGGGAAGGGUGGGCUUCGAGCUUCUCAAGGGGACUGAAGAGAGUUACAGCCACUAUAACAAGACAAUGAAGAUUCAGCCCAAAAAACAGAAUAUGAGUCCCAGUCAGUUGCCUCAUCAGAGUCCAUGGCCUCACAGUGCAGGCCGCAGAGUGGAUCCCUUGUGAAUGUGCAUGCCGCAGAGAAUUCUAUAAAAGAUGGUACGUCAGAGGACCAGGAAGUGGCCGGACAAGGAGAGAAGCUGGCUAACCAGAUCCAGCCCCCGAGAGAGGAAGCCGUAGUGAGGAUGAUCAAGUACCAUACCCCACAAGGAUCAGGGGAUAUAGUCAUGAUACAGUCAGAACACACAGGUGCAGUGGAUAUCCUUUCAGCAGAGCUGGAGACUUCAGACCUCCUUGGUGAGCAGAGAAAAGCUCAGCCUCCUCUGGCUUCACCAUCCACAUGGACCACUUGCAAGAUAAGGGAAUUCAAAGCCAAAAUGGGAAAGGAGAAGAAUGCCCAGAUGGUGGUAAAAAGGGGUGAAGUGGUGACAGUCCGGGUGCCAACACACCCAGAUGGGAAGCGUGUCUGCUGGGAGUUUGCUACAGAUGAUUAUGACAUUGGCUUUGGGGUCUAUUUUGACUGGACUCCUGUCACCAGUACUGCCAUUACUGUGCAGGUCAGUGAAUCAAGCGAUGAAGAUGAUGAAGAGGAAGAAGAUGCGAUUGAAGGACUCACCCCUGUUGGAGAUGUGGAGAGGGGCACUAAAAGCUCUCCGCGAAACCGUUAUGGUGAGAUCAUGCCUGUGUACCGAAGGGACAGCCACCGGGAUGUGCAGGCAGGGAGCCAUGACUACCCAGGCGAGGGCAUCUACCUGCUCAAAUUUGACAACUCCUAUUCCCUCCUACGCAACAAAACUCUCUUCUUUCAUGUGUAUUAUACCAGCUGAAGGAGUGGAGGAAGCCGGUACAGCAGGCAGGUAACACUGAGCAGAGCAGCCUGCCAGCCAGGAUUGGCACCCCCUAACUGGCAGUGCCUAUGAUUGAGGGAGAGACCUGGGUCUCUGCUCUCCUUUGGCCCAGAACAUGUUUUCCCCCACUGCCAUGCAGUUUACUCACAGGAAAGGGUAGCUGUGGCUGCUCAGUCAUCCAAAGGCAAUGUCUCUUGCUCUAAAUUUCAGGAAGCCUGCUCUGUGCAGGCAUCAAGCUGGGACUCCUCAUUACAGCCAGUAAACAUAAAUUGUCAAUGGGCAGAUCCAAGUGACAGCAGUUUCUUUCUAUUGCAUUUGUGUGAACUGAAGCUGAAAUACCCUCUUAUUUAAAACAGAGAGAAUCCUCAAAUUCUCCUGUCCCAUCGGGCUGCUUUUGGGUCAAUGGAACUCUGCUGGGAGGCAAAACUACCUAUCCUUUAGCUGUAUCACUGCAGUGCAUCUUGCUAGUCAAGCCUCCGUUAAUCUCUAUGUGGGGACUCUUCCAGCUAACUAUCUGAAAUGCAGCCUGCUGCCUCUGACCCCAUUCACGGUGGUAUAGUCAUGUCACAAGUGCCAGACCCAAUCAUGCGAAACUUUAUUUUGGAGCCUUGCAGAAGGAAUCAAUAGGAAAAUUUCCAUGGGAAAGCAGUGUGGAAAGAGAUAAUCUUGACUGUGGAGAUGUGUGAAUCUCCUGUCCCCAAUAACAGUUUCCUCUUAUCUAUGGGAAAAUUAAGCUGUAGUCUCUUGUGGAAUCAGCCUUUCCCUUUAUAUACCUGACUGGAGUUAGUGAGGCUCUGAAGUCAUUGCUGACCCCUAUUAGCAGGUUGAGGAAUGGAGCUUCAUGGCCCACAUAAGGGUUGGCCUCUGCUCAGCUCUUUGCAGGAAUAAGUAAGAAUCUGUCAACAGAUGUGUAUUAAAGGGUAUUUAUUUGUAACUCUUUAAGAUUCAAAAUGAGUAUUUAUUUGAUAUUAUUCAUGAACAUUUUCCUUCAAGGUAGCUGCUGAACUUGCUUUGUGGUGCCUCUGUUGGGUGUUAAUGAAUGGCGUUGUACAUGAUGGUUGUGGUGAAGUUCUAGUCUCACACCCCAUAGCUGUUGUCUUUCCAUGCAGAGACAAAAGCCAAAAACUUCACCCUCCUAAGAAGCCCUGUAAUUCCCUGGUGAUUCCAUACCUCAUGAUUCAUUCAGGCCUCCCCCCCCCCCUUUUUUUUUUUAAUGUGCUCUGCUACUUAAGCACUCAGGAGCAAUAAAUAGAUCAGGGAGGUUGAGAGCAGAGCGAGCUAGACAGUUGAGCAGCUGAGGACAAUCAGGGUGGGGAGGGCAAAGCUGCACGGGCUAACGCACCAACAUAUUUUUGUAGUAAAGGAUGGAGCCAGGGAGCAAAACAGCUCUUUUAGAAGAGAUGAUGGAUAAGGAGCAGGGCUGCUCCUCCUUUAAGGCACUGAGGCAACAAGGGACCAGCUCUCUUCCUUUCUCCAGGAAGGGAGAGGGGAGUGAAGAGCAGAGUGGCCCAACCCAGGAUGAGCUGGAAGGUAAAGUAGCCUCCUAAUUCUAGGUAGCAUCAAUGGAGGGGUCCUGCAAAGGGGAAGAAAAGCAAGAUUUUUUUUUUUUAAGUGAUCUGGUCAGGGGCUCCUCUCUGAUCCUUAACAGCCUGGGCUGGGAUGCUUGUUUCCCUCUGAAAACCCUCUUUGAAUAUCCUGGGCAAGCAUCUCCCUCUCCAGUUGUCUCCUUCCACAACGUCUUCUCUAAAUAUUGAGCAGCUAAUGCAAGGAACCCUUCUUUCACUCAGUCUGGUUCUCAACUACCUAAACAACACGUGCGGAGCAGUACUCUGCCCCUUGAAUAUUCUGUGUAUAUCUCCCUGUUUUCCCCACCCUGCUGUGUAAUGCAUAAGUGACUGCUAUGCAUUUGGCCCUUUGUUGCACAUUUUGGAGAGCCCUGCCAUGCCUCUGAAAGAUGAGAGGUAUGAGUGGUGCACUGACUAAGCCACUGUCUGAAAUAGGAUUUUAGCAAACAAGGAAAACGUCGUUUGUGUUUGGCCAAAAAUGUGUGUCUUCCUCCUAUGUAUUUUUUGUGCCUGAAUAUGAAAUUAAUUACUCUUUUUGUACUUUCUGGUGUAUUAUGAAUGAAUAGUUUGCAUAGCAGUUUCUAUGGCAUAUUCAGCAAGGAAGAGUAUGGGCACUUAGUUGUGCAAGUCCUAAAUAAAAAGCAACUUUUGUCCUUAAAUUUACAACAGUGAAGGUUUAAAAUUCGGAGAGUUUGUGACAAUAAAUUACCCUCAAAUCCCUUUUCCCUUCCCCAUUGAAAGAUUAUUGAGACAGUGUGUAUUGCA
Molecule: messenger RNA, 3443 nt
Organism: Pelodiscus sinensis (Chinese soft-shelled turtle)
Lineage: Eukaryota; Metazoa; Chordata; Testudines; Trionychidae
Gene: TMED8
Product: transmembrane p24 trafficking protein family member 8
Source: RefSeq, a predicted model, not a curated record